CGCUGUUUCUGUUUAGACGCAGUCAAAGUUCGACUGAACUUUCAAAAUGGAAUCCAGCUCUAAUUUGGGGAAUAGAUCAGAAGGUGAUCUUUACCCGGUGGAUCUACCGGUACAACAUUAUUGCGAGUUAAAUGCAGGAUGUGAAGAAUACCUGUCGAGCGUUAAAUCAGACGGUGCCAUGGCGCACAUCUUUUCUAAUGGAGAGAAAGUGCAAGUAACUUGUAAAAACAUAGGUCGACUUGCUUUUCUGAGUGAUGGUGACAUGCCAUAUUUCAUUCUUGCUCUACACAUGCCUGAGGAUGAAACCAAUGUGGUUGCUGUGUACUUGCACGGCAAAUGGUGGCCAAUUGGUGAUGUUUUGAAGACGUCAGACAAAUCCAGACGUGGACUUGUGUUAGUGAAGUCUGUCAUGGAGAGAGUGGUGCUGUUCCUGCUCAGUCAGGUUAUAUUUGGAGUUAUGGAGAAGACUCUUAAAGACGACCUAUAUUUUUCAGCCUUUUCCCUGUGGGAACAUGGCAAAAUUCUCUGGCAUAAUGGAGAAGCGGUUGGGUUUUACACCAUCAAAAAAAAGGGCAGCCUUUGUGAUGGUUACACUGGCCAGAGCUAUCAGCUCCCCAUGCUGGACACUGUGUUUGUCCGCUCUCACUGGAGAAGGACUGGUCUUGCUUUACAGAUGUUGGAGGAUUUCUGCUUAUCUCAAUCCUCGGAGGGGGUUCUGGGAAUAAGCUUUCCAAUGUCUCCUGGCAUGUAUGGAGUUUGCGAGAAGUAUCUUGAGAUCCACAAAGAAGAGAGAGAUCGUCUGUAUGAGGUGGAAGCACCCGGCGAAUGGACUCAAAGACGCAAUGUGUGGUUAAACAUCCAGCUGCAAAAGCUCCCACAGGACUCAGCAUGUGGAGAUUUAGAGCAGAGUCCACAUACCAGUCAUGAAAGAAGGAAACUUGAUUUAGACGUGGGGACAUUGCAACAAUGUGGAUCAUCGGUCUGCCCUAAAGACCCAUCAGGCAGUGCAAAGAAGCGACCAGCUGGUCAGUCCAAGACCACAACCAACUACAAAAAAUCCAGGACUUAAUAUUUGUUUACAGUGUAUUUAAUUCAUCAAUUUAAGAAAGUAUGUGUCUUUAUAAACAGUAUAAGUGAGUCUCUGACUGAAAAAUACACAUGGGCUUUUUUUAUAUUUUAAAGUUUCUUUAUGAGAAGAAAAAGAGGAAUUACUGUACAGGUGUCUUUAUGUUUAGUCUACAAUAAGGUACAAUUGUUAAUUGUACAUUUGAUUGUGAAAGAAAAUUUUUUCUCAUAUGUGACUAUAUUUAUGUGUAUUAUUAUAAUAAAUAUAAGAUAUUUUCAUGUUUAUAUUUGGUAGAAAAAUUAAUAUAUAUUGAUAAACAGUAUAAAAACUAAAAGGACUUAAAGGGAGAGUAUGAUUGAUGAUAGGAAACAUAUAAACAUACAGCUUUGUUCUUUCAUCUAUCUCAGAACAGGGGUUUUCAAAACUGGGGUCCCCCAAAAAAAUUCAGAGAAAAAGACAGGGAUUUUUUUUGCAUACAUCCCAGAAUUGUUUAUAUUUUCUUUGAAAUUUUCUAGUUUGUUUUCUGUGUUUUUAGCCCCUUUUAUCUCACUUACUGAGGCAGUAUUAUUUGUAAACCUGAUGUGAAACAAGAUUUAUUGUCCAAGUUGCUGAAGUACAACUAAAAUAAAUUUGAAUUGAAUUUUUUUUCUUCAUGUUUAUACGUCCAGUUUUAUUUUAAGUGUAGCCAACUGUAUUUGUUAUACUUAAAAAUAUAUAAAUCACAAAAGGUU
Molecule: messenger RNA, 1797 nt
Organism: Paramisgurnus dabryanus
Lineage: Eukaryota; Metazoa; Chordata; Actinopteri; Cypriniformes; Cobitidae
Source: RefSeq, a predicted model, not a curated record